AUGUGGACGCAGCAGACACACGACAUUUGAGCUUCUAAAAUACCCAGUGACAGGAAUCUAAAUCACGAUCUAUCGACGGCCCUACCAUUCAAUACCAUAUAAUGGCACAUUUAUGAGAGAAAUAAUACGGAAGAGAGCUGGGAAAGGGCACAAAAAAGGCCCAAACUUGUGAGAUUAACGGGUCUCAUGGCCACAGACAGGCGAGUUGUCAACACACCAAAUAUUCUAUCCAUUUAAAUCAACACAAAAAUAUGAAUUCGAAAGUGUCACAAUACUUCAUUAACAAAUACAAGGUAUGGAAAACCCACCGACGCUUGACACACUAAGCUUGCUGUUGUUUUUUUCCACAUUAAUGCAUGGUGUGAAGUUCUCUCCUUAAAAAGGGACUCGAAAAGCACACAGCACCUCGUAGAAUGGCCAAAAAAGCAGAAAAUCGGCAGAAAUUCGUAACGUUGCAACUGCCACGGGAGCGAAUGUCUCACCUGCGAUAAAGAUUCGCUUCCCUCAGACCUCUCCUGCUCUCCUUCGGGAUAAGUGAGGCGCUCGGUGGUUUGUGGUGUGGUUGUGUGUGUUCUCGAGGAGGUUUAACGUAGACUACAACUAUGGGUGCUCCUGAUAUACAGCUGCCAAGCGUAGGGCCCGAAGAAGCAGAGGCGCCCUUGUAUGACCCAGGACUCCUCGCCAAGCUGGACUGGUCAAAGGUCACCCACAUGAAAGGCGGGGUCACGAACCACGCGCCGGGCGAGGGGCUUCGGGUCAGGCCUCUGUGUAAGGCUGACUAUGACAGAGGGUUCCUGCAGUUGCUGAGUCAGCUGACCAAAGUGGGUGAUAUCUCCAGGGAGAAAUUCAAUGAGCGCUUCGAGGCCAUGAAGAACUGCCCAGGACACUACUACGUGACUGUGAUCGAGGACACGGACCAGGGCAAGAUUGUGGGAUCGGCGACGCUGUCCUGCGAAUUGAAGUUCAUCCGCGGCUGUGCGAAGAGAGGCCGAUUGGAAGAUGUUGUAGUAAAUAACGAAUAUAGAGGCAAACAACUUGGAAAACUGAUUGUAUCAACGGUCACUCUCUUGGCUAAUCAAGUUGGCUGCUACAAGAUGGGGCUCGAUUGCAAGGACGAAAUGAAGCCUUUCUACGGCAGCAUUGGAUACACAAGCGAAAAGGGAAAUGACAACACUAUGAUUAUUCGAUUUUGACUACAGCCCAAAACUGAGAAGUCACAUUUGUAAGAUAAUGCUUGUUUAGAUAAAUAAAUAAAUAUAUAUA
Molecule: messenger RNA, 1263 nt
Organism: Penaeus indicus
Lineage: Eukaryota; Metazoa; Arthropoda; Malacostraca; Decapoda; Penaeidae
Gene: Gnpnat
Product: probable glucosamine 6-phosphate N-acetyltransferase
Exons: 6
Coding region: 603-1193 (196 amino acids)
Biological process (GO): UDP-N-acetylglucosamine biosynthetic process
Cellular component (GO): endoplasmic reticulum; Golgi apparatus; endoplasmic reticulum-Golgi intermediate compartment
Molecular function (GO): monosaccharide binding; glucosamine 6-phosphate N-acetyltransferase activity
Source: RefSeq, a predicted model, not a curated record